AUGCCUGAGAGGAAUAUAGUCUCAUGGAAUGUAAUGUUAAAUGGGUACGCGAAAGCAGGUUUCAUUGAUUUGGCUAAAGAGGUGUUUGAGGAGAUCCCAUCUAAAGAUGUGGUUUCAUGGAGUACUAUAAUUGAUGGUUAUGUUAGAGUAGAAAAGUUAAAUGAAGCUUUCAUGAUGUAUCGGUCCGUGGUAUCCAUUGGGUUGGUACCUAAUGAUGUUACGAUGGUCGAUUUGAUUUCUGCAUGGGUUGAUUUCGAUCCUAAAAUUGCUAACAAAUUGAAGAAUUUCGAUGGAUUAUUUUGCAGGAUAAACUCUUCUGAUACACACUCUGAGGAAUGGUUUCAAAUACAAGCAGUACUUCGCGUGAGCUUAGGGAAUUUCUUGUUCUUUGCAAUAUUUGCUCUAAUUAUGAUUGGCGUGAAAGACCAAAAUGAUAAGCGUGACUCGUGGCAUCAUGGUGGAUGGAUUGCAAAGAUGAACUUACUUGCAGGAAUUGCAUCAAAAUUUGGAGCAGGCCUAUUUUUGUUGGUUCAAGUGAUUAUAUUGCUAGACUUUACGCACUCGUGGAAUGAUGCAUGGGUUGAGAAAGAUGAACAGAAAUGGUAUAUUGCGUUACUUGCUGUGUCAAUCGUGUGCUAUCUUGCAGCAUUCACAUUCUCUGGCAUUUUAUUUUUGUGGUUCAACCCGUCUGGCCACGACUGUGGCCUCAAUAUCUUCUUCAUUGUCAUGACCAUGAUUCUGGCAUUUGUAUUUGCUAUAAUAGCAUUACAUCCUACGGUUAAUGGAAGCCUAUUGCCUGCUUCAGUGAUAUCAGUGUAUUGUGCUUAUGUUUGCUAUACCGGUCUCUCUAGUGAACCACUCGAUUAUGCAUGCAAUGGUCUCCACAAAAGUACAAAAGCAGUCUCUACAAGCACACUUGUGCUUGGGAUGCUUACAACAGUUCUCUCAGUCCUAUACUCUGCUGUUCGUGCUGGGUCUUCAACGACAUUUCUGUCACCACCGUCUUCACCUAAGUCAUCUGAUGCAAAGAAACCUCUUCUUGAAGAACAGUUGGAAGAAGGAAAAGAGAAGAAGGAAAAAGAGGCAAAGCCUGUGAGUUAUUCAUAUACAUUCUUCCACCUGAUAUUUGCCUUGGCCAGCAUGUAUUCUGCAAUGCUUCUUUCAGGCUGGACCAACUCAUCAGAAAACUCCGACCUGAUAGACGUUGGCUGGAUAUCAGUGUGGGUUCGGAUCUGCACCGAAUGGGUCACUGCUGGGCUCUAUGUAUGGACCCUUGUAGCUCCAGUCAUUUUGCCUGACCGGGAGUUCUUUUAGGCAUCCUUUUACAUAUUGUAUGGAAAUACCUACAUAACUGUUUGUUAAUACACGAGUUGUUGAAUACCUGUGAUCUCUUAGGUUGGCUGGGGUUAGGGACUUGGAUAAAAAUCUUAUUAUUAUGUAAGAAUUGAAGUGUAAUGCUCUCCUCUUCUCUUGUAAAAAAUGAAAUAAAAUAAAUAAUAAUAAUAAUAAAAACAAGAA
Messenger RNA from Jatropha curcas, 1518 nucleotides. The record is from RefSeq and is a predicted model, not a curated record. Lineage: Eukaryota; Viridiplantae; Streptophyta; Magnoliopsida; Malpighiales; Euphorbiaceae.